AUGAUGCCCCCGGGCCAGAUCCUGCCUCCGCUGCUGCUGCUGCUGCUGCUGCCAGGCCCUGCCGCCCCGUGCUCCCCCCACCCCAAUGCUACCCAUUUCAUCUGCACGGAGCCCACUCUGAGCACCUUCCCCUCCGGGCUCCCCCCCACCACCGUCGCCAUCUCAGUGGAGUUCACGGCGCUGGCCACCCUCCUGCCCACCGCCCUGGCCGGGCUGCCCCAGCUGCAGGAGCUCCACCUCUCCUCCAACCGCCUCGCCAUCCUCCCUGAAGCCCUCCUGCGCCCCGUGCCCACCCUGCGCGUCCUCGACCUGACGGACAACCUCCUGGCCAACCUCCCCGCCGGCAUCUUCGCCACCGCUGGCCACCUCCAGCACUUGGUGCUGCGGGGGAACCGGCUGCGGGCGCUGCAGGCUGCCUGGUUCCAGCACCUUCCCCAGCUGCUCUGGCUCAACCUGGCUGCCAACGCGUUGGCGGAGGUGCCACCGGCGGUUUUCCGCCCGCUGCGUUCGCUACGUACCCUGGAUCUGUCCCACAACCGCCUGGCAUCCCUGGCGCCGGGCACGCUGGACGGGCUGCGGGCGCUGGAGCAGCUCGACCUGGAGGGGAACCGGCUGGGCACGGCCCUGCCGGCUGCCCCCUUCGCGCCCGUGCCUGCCCUGCGCCUCCUCUUCCUCCAGGAUAACGAGCUGCGGGCGCUGCCCGCCGGCAUCUUCGUCCCCCUCCGUCAUCUCCGCGUCCUCGACCUGGCGCGUAACCGGUUGCGGGCACUGGAGCUGCCCCCCCGGCCCCCCGGCCCCACGUUGGACCUCGACAUUUCGGGCAACCCCUGGGCCUGCGAGUGCCCGCUGCUGGCGCUGCUGCGGCAGGGGGGCCCCCCGCUCACCGCCGCCCGCAACACCCUCUGUGCCAGCCCCCCGCGCCUUCGGGGACAGGAGGUGGCCACCGUGAGCCAGGCUAGGGACACGGGCUGUGAGGCCAAGGGGGACGGGCAGCACCCGCCGGACCCCUAG
Nipponia nippon (crested ibis) is the source of this 1011-nucleotide messenger RNA. It is a transcript of the gene LRG1, whose product is annotated as leucine rich alpha-2-glycoprotein 1. Gene Ontology annotation, molecular function: protein binding. The record is from RefSeq and is a predicted model, not a curated record. NCBI's taxonomy places the organism in Eukaryota, Metazoa, Chordata, Aves, Pelecaniformes, Threskiornithidae.